Molecule: messenger RNA, 522 nt
Organism: Psylliodes chrysocephalus
Lineage: Eukaryota; Metazoa; Arthropoda; Insecta; Coleoptera; Chrysomelidae
Source: the annotation of a GenBank genome assembly
AUGGCAUCUGGAGAUUUGAAACUGUUAGCGUCGACUCCAAAAGUUAUCGAUCCUAAAAAUAAGGAACUGCAGGAGAUUGUAGAUAAUCUUGGAAAAAGUCCAGAUCAUGAAAAUGGAUAUGAAUAUGGAGAAUUUUUGGAUAGCGAAAACGAUUAUGAGACGGAGGAGGAUGAGGAAGACGAUAAACAAAGUGCUUGUGAAAGUGAACAGGAUGAUGAAAAUAAACAGAACAGUGACAAUGAAAAUGAAGAACACAGUGAAAAGGAAAGUGAACAAACUGGUGAGAAUAACAGUGAACAAGCUAGUGGAAAUAACAGUAAACAAAACAAUGCUCAUGAGAAUAAACAAAGCAAUGAAGAGAGGCCUCCAACAGCGACGAGAAAUAAAAGCGUUCUAAGAGGUAAAAAUAACCACCUACUCUCAUCUGUAGUUCCUCAGAGGAGAGGUCGUUUGAGAGCUGACAACAUUGUUUUACAUUUGCUUGGUCCUAAAGGCAAAGCUAGAAAAGUAGAAACCCUUUAG